Molecule: messenger RNA, 1017 nt
Organism: Lacerta agilis (Sand lizard)
Lineage: Eukaryota; Metazoa; Chordata; Lepidosauria; Squamata; Lacertidae
Gene: HACD4
Product: 3-hydroxyacyl-CoA dehydratase 4
Exons: 7
Coding region: 139-798 (219 amino acids)
Biological process (GO): fatty acid elongation; very long-chain fatty acid biosynthetic process; sphingolipid biosynthetic process
Cellular component (GO): endoplasmic reticulum membrane
Molecular function (GO): 3-hydroxyacyl-CoA dehydratase activity
Source: RefSeq, a predicted model, not a curated record
GGGAAGGCAAGGAGGAGGGGAGAUCUCUCUGCACUCAGCCCAGCUGUUGCAGCUGUGAGGAAGAGGAACACACACACAGCUCAGAAGAUCUCGGCUCACUUGAGCAGCUGGAGCAGGGGCAACUGAAUCAGCUGCACAAUGAACCCCUACCUCUUCUGCUACUAUUUAAUCCAGUUCUGCGGACAUUCCUGGAUAUUUAUCAAUAUGAUCAUCAGGUUCCUGAUUUUUGGGGAAGAUUCGGUUGCAGAUACUUUCUAUUCCAUUGGGCUUGUGAUGCGCGUUUGCCAGUCUUCGUCUAUCCUGGAACUUUUGCAUAUACGGCUCAGCAUUGCGGAAGACCGUUUUCUCCCGAGGCUUUUGCAGAUCGCAGAAAGAAUCAUCAUCUUAUUUGUUGUGAUUGCCAGUCAAGAAGAAAUUCAAGGGAAAUGUGUUGUGUGCAUCUUAUUCUUCCUUUGGAGUUUCCUUGAUGUGGUCAGAUACACUUACUGUAUGCUGGCUGUGACAGGAACAUACUUUCAGGAAUUGACGUGGCUCCAUUAUACACUAUGGAUUCCUUUGUAUCCUCUGUCGCUUUUGGCUGAAGAGUUUGCCAUAUAUGAAUCGCUACCUCACUUUGAAACCUACGGCACUUACUCAACCCAGCUGCCCUUACCAUUCGACAUACCCGUCUACUUUCCCUACGUACUAAAAAUAUACAUGGCGAUGUCGUUUGGAGGUGCGUACCUCAUUGUCCGAUGCCUCUACAUGGAACGGAAGGCUCAACUGGGAAGCUGGACCAUCAAGGCAAAAAGUAGCUAGCUUACCUUUUCCUCCAGGAGUGAGGAAAGCGGCUCGAGGAGGCCAGCUGGUAAAUGCCCUUCGGGAAACUAAGUGCCAUGACUUCAAAACCAGCUACCAUGAGACAGAAAUUCGGAUAACUUUGGCUUAAAGACGGCCACACACGUUCUCAAUACGUAGAUCCCUUUACACACGUGGCGUGAGAAGUGUUGGUGUGUGCAGCAGAACCAUGAAUCGGGU